AUGCGAGAUGCUGUGGACUUCGCGAAGCUAACUGUAGCUGGGCUCAAAGCCGUUGCGCUUGCUUGUGGCAGCCCUACUACUGGAAAUAAAGCCCAAGUGUCCAACUACAUGAUCCAGAAACUGCAGCAAAGACCAAAGGGCGCUGUCCGACUCGUAUCGAUCGACUUGGGGCUCAAAAACAUUGGCGUCUGUCAGGCCCUCGCGACUCCUGGUCAACAAGUUGAGGUGGAAAAGUGGUCAUUGAAGUCUCUCCCAGAGCAUAUAAAUUAUUCUCAACCAAAUUUCGCACACGAAGCGCGCCGGCUGCUGCAUGGGGUAAUGAUGGACAGCCCCAAUGUGGUGCUUGUGGAAAAGCAGCGGUCGCGAUCGGCCGGCAGUGCGUCGGUCCCUAACGAUAUCUUGCGGGUCAAUGUACUUGAAGGGAUGGUUCAUGCCAUCUUAUGUACUCAAUGGCCUACUAUUUAUGUCGAAAGUGUCGAGCCAAAGCAUGUGCUAGGGUACUGGCGGAGCCAACUCGAGAGGGAGCUGGGAGGUACGGCCCUGGCCGUUGAGCGAUUGAAAAAAGCCACACCUGCACAGGUGUACAAUGCAUCUAAAAAGGCACGUCUGGCGCUUGUGCGGAAAUGGAUUGACAAGCCUCAAAAAGCACCAUUUGUGUUUUCGCCGGAACUUGAACUACCAACCAAACGCACGAAACAGGACGAUCUCAAUGAUGCUCUGGUCCAGGCAGUUACCUGGCAAAUCUGGCGAGACAAUUCGAAGAUCGCAUUGAAUACAGAUCAAAAUCUUCGUGAAUUAGCUAAAUCAUGGUCAGUCGAUGCAGAGCUGCUCACAGGGUGA
Wickerhamiella sorbophila is the source of this 840-nucleotide messenger RNA. Its product is annotated as Cruciform cutting endonuclease 1, mitochondrial. The record is from RefSeq and is a predicted model, not a curated record. The transcript has a single exon. Gene Ontology annotation, cellular component: mitochondrion. Gene Ontology annotation, molecular function: flap-structured DNA binding; Y-form DNA binding; DNA endonuclease activity. NCBI's taxonomy places the organism in Eukaryota, Fungi, Ascomycota, Dipodascomycetes, Dipodascales, Trichomonascaceae. Bases 1 to 840 code for a protein of 279 amino acids.